Parus major (Great Tit) is the source of this 2702-nucleotide messenger RNA. RefSeq names its product erythroferrone. Gene Ontology annotation, biological process: negative regulation of gluconeogenesis; positive regulation of insulin receptor signaling pathway; positive regulation of D-glucose import across plasma membrane. Bases 44 to 1030 code for a protein of 328 amino acids. The record is from RefSeq and is a predicted model, not a curated record. The transcript is spliced from 6 exons. Gene Ontology annotation, molecular function: hormone activity. Lineage: Eukaryota; Metazoa; Chordata; Aves; Passeriformes; Paridae.
CGAGGGCAGAGCCCGGCAGCGAGGCGGGGCCGGGAGCGGCGGGAUGCGGCUGCCGGAGCUGUGCCUGGCGCUCCUCUGCGCCACCGGCACGGGCACCGAACCCCCGCGAGCAGCCCGGGAGCGGCCGCCGGCUCCGGGAACAGCCGCGGGCCGUGCGGGGCCCGGAGCUGCCCCCGUGGAUCCCCGGCAGGCGUGGAUGCUGCUGGCCGGGAGCCCCGGGCCGGGAAGCGGCGAGCGGGGCCGCGGCCGGAGCGGGGCUCGCACGGCCCCAGCGGGCGCCGGCGCUCCGGAAAAACCAACCUCGGCUGCCCCGGCCUCCCCCAGGAUGCCGGAGGAGCUGCUGAGGGAGCUGCAGCUCCUGCUCAGAGGCAUGGCAAAGCUGUGCAGGACAGCUGGGGAAGGGCGCAAGGAGGAGGAAAGCAGCAAAGGCAGGCUCCGGGGCGGAGUCCAGCACCGUGUGGAAGCAGCCUUCCAUUGCCAAACGCGUGAAGACAUCACUGUGGAGCAGAAGAUGUGGCAGGAGCUGGGGUUGUUCUACAUUCCAGAGAGGGAGGGGAGGUUCCACCGUGGUCCGGGGCUGAACCUGACCAGUGGGCAGUACCAGGCCCCGAUUGCAGGGUACUACGCCUUCACCAGCACGCUGCACAUCGCACACAGGGAGCCGCAGAGGAAGGGCCAGGGAUGCCGAGGGAGCCGCCUGCGGGUGCUGAUCUGUGUGCAGUCCCGCUGCCAGCACAACAGCAAUCUGGAGACCGUAUCCCAGCUGGGGAACAGUGGGGACCUGUUCACCAUCUCUGUCACGGGCACCCUUUACCUGCAGUGCUGUUCUGCUGGGAGUGUGAAGAGGCACCACGCUGAACCUCUGCCAGCCACCAUGGUGUCUCCCCUGCUCAGCACCAAGCCUAAGGAAGAACAUUUGCUCAUGCAGGAAGCUGCAGUCUGGUCUGAUAUUGCUUGUGCUGCAGAACCAGCCAGAGAUGGACAAAAGAUCAUGAAGAAGAUGGUGAUAAUAAUAAAGCAGCCUGACUAGGACAUAAAUGCAUUCACUUUUAUCUAAAGGCUAGGCCUAAAAGUUUAUCUUGGAAAACACUACUGACAGUGGCAGCAGAUGGUUGCCUUGUCCCUAGGGCUCAGCUCCCACUGUGCCUGUAAGAAGCCCCACACAUCCACAAAAGCCCUUACUGGAAUUCCCUGCCCACACUUAGUCUCAGCAGCCCAAGCCAGAUUAUUAUCUAUCAUUAUCUAUUGCUUUAGCUGUCCUGCAGGCUAUGAGCAGUGAAGGUUUGCUGGCAGGAGCAGACAUCCUUUGCACUAAUCAUCAAAGCAAAGUCCCAAUAAUGCUGCACAUUCGAUUAAAGCAAAUUCUUGUCCUGUGACUCUCCACAGCAGGCACUCCCUGCCUGUGGCACAGGGCCCAGGCUGUGGACAGCAGAUACACUCUUUGCUCUGGCUGUGAUAGCUGCCUGAGCUGAGGAUGGGCACAGCCCUACGUGACCACGCCAGGGCUGCAGGAGAAGCACCAGGAAAGCCGAGCGUUUGAUUUCCUAGUAGCACUGCCUAAGUCGUGCCAGCAGCACUGCAAGAUAGCCUGAGCUGUACCCAGCCCCACCUUCUCCCAGGGAUGUCCCAGGCCCUGCCUGCCCAUCUCCAGGGCUGCAUCUCCUUGAGGAGCCUGCUGAAGGAGCUGUUAAUGCAGCAGUUUAUGGGUAGGGGUGUUUGGGUCUGGGGAGGAGGGGGAUGCUGACUCAAUGCUAACUUCUCCCAAAGCAAAGAGAACUUGUCUCUGAGAGCAAUGUUGUGCUUCACCCCCCCCUUCCCAUGCCUCAUCACCUGAGCUGAUCAGGUGGACAGCAGUCUCCUGGCACAGCUCCUGCCCAGCUGCAGAACUUGGCCAUGGUAGCACCUCCCAGUCCCCACACACAAUGAGCCUUGCUCUGAUCAGCUGCCUCCCUUCCUACUACCCACACCUAAGAAGGUAGAGAAGUGUCUGGAAGCAGGACUUGCCCAGCUGUGAGCUGUCCUGUGCAGGUGAGAUACCAAGAGUCCAGUGUGCUUGAUCACAAAACUGAAAAAGCUAAUUAAGACAGAGGUACUCAAAGGGUAAUUAAAGUAUGGGAAGGGGACAGAACCUCUGUCAGCCCCAAGGGAGAGAACUGCCUGCAGAGCACUUGUGCAUGGUUCACCUGUAAGAGACUAUCCCAAGAUUCCCUCAUUUGCCUCAGGACCAUCACAAGAACAGAGACUCUGAAGACCCCAGGGGACUUUUGUGCAGGGGUUCUGGCCUGGUUGAGGUAGAUGCUUGCUAAGUGACUGUUUGAAGGUGUGCUCCACCUACACACUUGUGAUUGUUUGCAGGUGUUUGCUGGGCUGCCUUGUUCCUGCUGCUGAGCAGGGACUGGGGAGGAGCAGCCUGUUCUGUACCUCACACCUGCUUCACAGAGCAAUGGGUCUUAUCACAAUGGCCUGUGAAACUCCCCUCUUGGCCAACUGCCCCUUGCUUUUGAAACAGACUAUAAAAGUGACUAAGUUACUUUCUCCGAGGGAAACAGAAGACUCUGUGUCAACAGUCGGCUGAAAGGACUUCGGCAUUGGUAGCUAUAAUCCCCCUUACUCUCUUUUUCCUAUACUUUGCUUUCUCUUCUUUUCCCUUUAUCACAUAUUAGUGCUGAUGAGCACUCAAUAAAGUGUGUUUUGCUGUUUGA